Messenger RNA from Ilex paraguariensis (yerba mate), 1977 nucleotides. Lineage: Eukaryota; Viridiplantae; Streptophyta; Magnoliopsida; Aquifoliales; Aquifoliaceae. The record is from the annotation of a GenBank genome assembly.
AUGAGAAAUCAGAGAACUCUCUGUGCCUUCAUCAUAUUUCUUGUAAUAUUUUCUCUACAUUGGGUUAAUGGUGAAGACCCAUAUAUUUUUCACACUUGGAAAGUUACUUAUGGUGAUAUCUACCCUCUGGGUGUUAAACAACAGGGAAUCUUGAUAAAUGGGCAGUUUCCAGGGCCACAGAUUGACUGUGUUACCAAUAAUAACUUGAUUAUCAGUGUCUACAAUUACUUGAAUGAGCCAUUUCUCAUUUCUUGGAAUGGCUUGCAGCAGAGGAGGAACUCAUGGCAGGAUGGAGUCUAUGGCACCAACUGUCCAAUCCCACCUAGGAAAAACUUCACUUACGUCCUCCAAGCAAAGGAUCAGAUUGGCAGCUAUUUUUACUUUCCCUCACUUGCAUUCCAUAAGGCUGCUGGAGCAUUUGGUGGCAUAAGAAUCUGGAGCCGUCCUAGAAUUCCUGUGCCUUUCCCUCCUCCUGCCGGAGAUCAUACCAUCCUAGCCGGGGACUGGUUCAAGAGAAGUCACAGGGAGUUGAAGUUAAUCUUGGAUAGUGGUCACAAUCUUCCCUUCCCAGAUGGACUUCUUAUCAAUGGUCGUGGGUGGAACGGGUACACAUUCACUGUUGACCAAGGUAAGACAUACAGGUUCAGGAUAUCGAAUGUUGGCCUUACAACAUCUAUCAACAUUCGAAUCCAGGGACAUUUCAUGAAACUUGUUGAGGUAGAAGGAUCGCAUACGCUCCAAAACGCGUACUCUUCCCUUGACAUCCACCUUGGGCAGACUUUUUCCUUCUUGGUCACCGCUAAUCAGCCUGUGAAGGAUUACUACAUUGUUGUUUCAUCACGCUUCACUUCUCCGGUGCUCACCACAACAGCCAUUCUCCACUAUAGUAACUCAGCCACCAGAGUUUCUGGUCCUGUACCUGGGGGGCCAACCACUCAGAUUGAUUGGUCACUCAACCAAGCCAGAUCAAUACGUUGGAACCUGACAGCAAGUGGACCUAGACCUAAUCCCCAAGGCUCCUACCACUAUGGAAUGGUCAAGGCCUCGCGUACAAUCAUGCUUGCCAACUCUGCCCCAUACAUAAAUGGCAAACAAAGGUAUGCUGUCAACAGUGUCUCAUUUGUUCCGGCAGACACUCCUUUGAAACUAGCCGACUACUUCAAGAUUGGGGGAGUCUUUAAUCUUGGAAGCAUCCCUGACAAACCCACUUGGGGAAAUGCCUACCUCGCAACCUCUGUCAUGGGUGCUGACUUCCGCUCUUUUGUGGAGAUUGUAUUCCAAAACUGGGAAGAUACGGUGCAGUCAUGGCACAUUGGUGGCUAUUCUUUCUGGGUUGUUGGGAUGGAUGGUGGGCAGUGGACACCAGCAAGUAGAUUACGAUACAAUUUGCGAGACACAGUUGCUCGCUGCACUACGCAGGUGUACCCCAAGUCUUGGACUGCAAUCUACAUGGCUUUGGACAAUGUGGGAAUGUGGAACAUAAGGUCCGAGAACUGGGCUAGGCAGUACUUGGGUCAGCAGUUCUACUUAAGGGUGUACUCCCCGGCUAAUUCAUGGAGAGAUGAAUAUCCAAUCCCAAAGAACGCCCUUCUUUGUGGCCGAGCAUCAGGUCGCUACACUCGACCUCUUUGAUCCAGUAGUGUUUGGAUUCUGUUACAAGAGGGUGACAAGGAAUUCAGAGAAUGCAGACAAACAGAGGGACUCUGCCGGAGGAUACUUGCAUUAGCUCAACUCGAGCAAUGAGAUACAAAUUUUUUUUCCCCUUGCUUUUUAUAUCUGAACUUUCCAGAAUCCCUUUUGUUUCAGUUCUUCUCUUAAAUGGCACGCGUUGUUUAAUUGUUUACUUCGAAUAUCAUUUCUACCUCAGCCAUUCAAUGCAUAAGAACAACUUAUUCUUGUUCACCACACAUGGAGGUACUAGCUCAUUCUGGUUCUGCAAUGUUUUCUUAACACUGCUUCUUUGACAGUAAGAACCUU